GUCAACGAGCGUCCACACCGGGGAAGCGGCAUCUGUUCAGUUCCGUUAUAGACCGUCAUACCGGUAGGACGCGGGACUCUUUCAACCGGUUGAAGCUCCGGAGACGAAGAAAGCCACAAUGAAGACUGGAAACGUGUUUGUGUAUCAUCUGUCUGUCGUGUUUCUCCUGGGUGCUGUCGUUAGUGGGAUGUCAACAACAGAUCCUACCACAGAAGCCAACGUCACCUCUAUUGGAAAAAUGACCAGUGACGCAUCCACAACUCCUCCUGUGACACAAACUGCAAGCUCAGUUCCAAUCAGCAACCCCACAAGCAUCAGUAUCACAAGUUUACCAGCCUCCUCAACAUCUUUAGUUACUGCAACAGGAAAUGCCACAGAAGAAUCACCUACUGAUGCAGUGACAACUUCCUCCUCCCAGCCAAGCACCGGGUCCAGAACAACUCCAGAAGAAGUUCAGAGCACUGCCACGGACUCCACCACUGAUUUUGCAACAGUUACAGUAACAACACUGUAUAAUGAAGACACAGAGACAAGUCAACCCACCAACAUCAGUGAGACUACUACAAUCCCCACACCCACUUCAGAUGGCACACUGACUAGCAAUGACAUAACAACUGCAAGUGCACCUGUCACAGAGACACCAAAUGCCGGGACUGCAGCGACAUCAACUGCACAAACCAGCGAUGGUAAAACAACAUUGCCACUGAUCUCACAGACAAGCAACAACAUGACUACAAUGACACCAAGCACAGACUCAAGCAAUGACACAACCACAAUAACACCAAUCACAGAAGGUAGCAAAGACACAACUACAAUGAAACCUGUAACACAAACCAGCAAUGCCCCUACAACACUGAAUUCCACCAUGCAAACUAGCAACAAUGCAAGCACUGUGACACCUCUCAUAAAUACAAACAGUGACAUGACUACAACAGGGAUCAAACCAACUAGCAAAGGCACAAUAACAAUGGCACCAAUCACACAUACAACUAACGACACAGCUACGAUAAAACUUAGUACCGAAACCACUGGUAAAAUAACACUGAACCCCGACAAACAAACCAGCGAUAGCACAACUGAAGUAACACAAUUUACACACACAAAGAAUGACGCUACUAGUACAACACCAGUCAAACCCACCAACAAAGACUCAACGUCAGUGACACUAAUCACAGGCAACAGCACAAUGACAGUGACACCCUAUACACAAACUGGCAAUGACACAUCUUCAGCGACACCACUUAUUCAGACCAGCAGUAGCACAUCAAUGAAACCUGUUACAGACACAAGAACAACUACAAUUCAGCGAAUCACACAACCAAGCAAUGACACAACUACAGAGACGCACACCAGUACUGACAUGACGAAAAUGUCACCAGUCACUCACACUGGCAAUAGCACAUCACCACUGACACAAACCACACAACCAAGCAACGACACAACUACUAAGAUGCAUACUACCACUGACAUGAUGACAAUGUCACCAGUCACUCACACUGGCAAUAGCACAUCAGUUAUGACACAAACCACACAACCAAGCAAUGACACAACCACUAAGAUGCACACCAGUACUGACAUGACGAAAAUGUCACCAGUCACUCACACUGGCAAUAGCACAUCAGUUAUGACACAAACCACACAACCAAGCAAUGACACAACUACUAAGAUGCACACCACCACUGACGAUAAGACAGUGUCACCAGUCACUCACACUGGCAAGAGCACAUCAGUUAUGACACAAACCACACAACCAAGCAAUGACACAACCACUAAGAUGCACACCACCACUGACGAUAAGACAGUGUCACCAGUCACUCACACUGGCAAUAGCACAUCAGUUAUGACACAAACCACACAACCAAGCAAUGACACAACUACUAAGAUGCACACCACCACUGACAUGACGACAGUGUCACCAGUCACUCACACUGGCAAUAGCACAUCAGUUAUGACACAAACCACACAACCAAGCAAUGACACAACUACUAAGAUGCACACCACCACUGACAUGACGACAGUGUCACCAGUCACUCACACUGGCAAUAGCACAUCAGUUAUGACACAAACCACACAACCAAGCAAUGACACAACCACUAAGAUGCACACCACCACUGACAAUAAGACAGUGUCACCAGUCACUCACACUGGCAAUAGCACAUCAGUUAUGACACAAACCACACAACCAAGCAAUGACACAACCACUAAGAUGCACACCACCACUGACAAUAAGACAGUGUCACCAGUCACUCACACUGGCAAUAGCACAUCAGUCAUGACACAAACCACACAACCAAGCAAUGACACAAGUACUAAGAUGCACACCACCACUGACAAUAAGACAGUAUCACCAGUCACUCACACUGGCAAUAGCACAUCAGUUAUGACACAAACCACACAACCAAGCAAUGACACAACCACUAAGAUGCACACCACCACUGAUAUGACGACAGUGUCACCAGUCACUCACACUGGCAAUAGCACAUCACCACUGACACAAACCACACAACCAAGCAACGACACAACUACUAAGAUGCAUACCACCACUGACAUGAUGACAAUGUCACCAGUCACUCACACUGGCAAUAGCACAUCAGUUAUGACACAAACCACACAACCAAGCAACGACACAACUACUAAGAUGCAUACCACCACUGACAUGAUGACAAUGUCACCAGUCACUCACACUGGCAAUAGCACAUCAGUUAUGACACCAACCACACAACCAAGCAAUGACACAACCACUAAGAUGCACACCACCACUGACAUGACGACAGUGUCACCAGUCACUCACACUGGCAAUAGCACAUCACCACUGACACAAACCACACAACCAAGCAACGACACAACUACUAAGAUGCAUACCACCACUGACAUGAUGACACUGUCACCAGUCACUCACACUGGCAAUAGCACAUCAGUUAUGACACAAACCACACAACCAAGCAAUGACACAACUACUAAGAUGCACACCACCACUGACAAUAAGACAGUGUCACCAGUCACUCACACUGGCAAUAGCACAUCAGUUAUGACACAAACCACACAACCAAGCAAUGACACAACUACUAAGAUGCACACCACCACUGACAUGACGACAGUGUCACCAGUCACUCACACUGGCAAUAGCACAUCAGUUAUGACACAAACCACACAACCAAGCAAUGACACAACUACUAAGAUGCACACCACCACUGACAUGACGACAGUGUCACCAGUCACUCACACUGGCAAUAGCACAUCAGUUAUGACACAAACCACACAACCAAGCAAUGACACAACCACUAAGAUGCACACCACCACUGACAAUAAGACAGUGUCACCAGUCACUCACACUGGCAAUAGCACAUCAGUUAUGACACAAACCACACAAACAAUCACAGCAGCUGCACAGACUAACCCCAAACCAACCUCAACUACAGACACUACACAACUCUCCUCCAUCACAACCUCAACUCUAAUGACCACAAAUACCAGCAAUGGCAUAAGUAGUGCCACUCCUGAUAGCUCCACAACUACACUAACAAACUCUGCUAACACCUCUCCUGAGACUCCUGCAUCUACUACCAUACCAUCCUCCACUGUUACUGGAUCCCCACCUGCUUCACCCACCUCGACCUUAAACUCCAGCUCUCUCCCUCCAAACACCUCCCCAGGCAGUAGCACUGCUUCCCCCACUGGAAAUACCACCUCCCCUAGUCCCUCAGCAACCACCCCAGAAGUAAUUGGCAGCACUGGAGAAACAACAACUUUGCCUUGGUCAACUGUUCUGACCUCAUCUGACACCACUUCAAUCUCAACAGCCUCUACAGCCUCCACCAGCACUCCAACAUCUGUGACAGCUCCAACCUCAACGACUGCUCCAGCCUUCAUUACAACUUCAACCUCAAUCACCACUCUAACCACUGCUACUCUAGCCACCACUACUACAAACCCCACCACAGCUCCAACCCCCAUCACCACAUCAGCCUCCACCAACACCCCAGCCUCCACUACUGCAACCCCCUCCACCACACCGACCUCCAACACUCCAAUCCCCCCCACCAAAUCACCCUCCACUGACACUCCAGCCUCAACCACUCUAGCCCUUACCACUACUCCAAUCCCUACCACCACACCGGCCUCCACCGACACACUAGCCUCCACCACGAGUCCAGUCCCCUCCACCACGCCAGCCUCCACCAAUACUCCAGCCUCAACCACUCCAGCUAUCUCCACCAUGCCAACCUCCACAGAUACUACAACCUUAACCACUCCAAGUGUCACCACCACUCCCACCUCCACCACUGCUUCAGUCAGUCCCACCACCAUUACUACUGGUACCACCAUGGCUGCCACUACCUUCACACCAACAGAAAUCACCAGCAACAUCCCAACCACAGCAACUACACCCAUUCCCACCCUUGCUUCAGUCAUAGUGUGUCCUACCGUCCCUUGUCCUGUUGGAAGCAUCUGUCUUAAUGGAACUUGCCAAUGUAUCUCUGGUAGCUUCCUGCUCAAUGGCCGCUGUGAACCUGCCCAAGUGUUCCCAGGCCAGCUACAUCUCAUCUCCUUGACAUUUCAAGAAGAAAUGAGCAACCGGUCUUCAGCUGUGUUCCAGGAGACGUCAGCUAAUAUAUCAGCAGCUCUCAGAGACGCCCUCAAAAAUGAGCCUGGUUAUAUACGAUCUGAUGUUGUACGACUUGAGAGAGGAAGUGUGCAAGCAACUGUAAAUAACAUCUUUAGAAACACCGGAGUCACUCAAGAGUCCGUGGAUCAGUCCAUUAAGCAGGCUAUAGCUAACUCAGCAGGCUUGAAUUUAUUGCUCAGUGAUGCUACAUUUACAGGAUCAAACUUGUGUGAGCAGGAGCCAUUGCCUUGUGAGGCUGCCACUACAACAUGCACAAAUACAGACGGGCAGGCUGUUUGUUCAUGUAAAAAGGGCUACAUCUCCAUCAUGUAUUCAAACAACAGCUGCAGAGCAUGUCCAAGUGGUCAGAAGGCAGUAGGAGACACAUGCAAAGCGUGUCCAUUUGGAUAUGCUGGCUUCAACUGCAAUGAUUCUGCUCUGCUGGCAGUGGUGGUGGUCUCUUGUGUCCUUGGAGGAAUUCUUCUCAUCCUGGUCCUGGCUUUGGUCAUAUACUUUCGCUGGCGGGAAUACUUGAAGAGGAAACCAGACGACAGCAGCAGUCCAUACUCAAUAGGUGACUUUAGCCAGCCUUGGCCAGCUGGCAUCACUCCCAUCCCUCGGGCUACCACCAACUGUGAUGGAGCUUCAUCCAUAGAGCUGACAGAAGGGGGCAGCACUCGAGCCCUGGUGGACAAAAAGCAUCAAACUAAUGGAAUGGGGUUUCAGCCGAAGGAGAACAGAUGGCGAAAGACAGGAUCAUAUGAUCUCAACCCAGAGGGAAUGAAGACCUUCAAAGGUAAAAAUCCAUCCCGUUACUCCUAUCUGGUUCAAGGCCACGAGAAUCCCUACUUCCUACCAGGAGACGAGAACAAAAAUUGAAAACAUGAGGUCAGCCGGUGGUAAAAUCCACAGAGAAAUGAGAAACUGAUCACUUUAAGUCUUCAGGCACAUUUCCUGAGCAGGCCCAGGUUUUAUUUUUGUAACAUUUUUAAAAUUGCUUGAGUCAAAGAUGGAUGUUUAUGACUGGGAGAAAGCCACCAAAGAGAUUUAUUAAUUUUAGCAAAAAGAUUUCUUAAAGGUGGCAUGUGGAUCAUGUCUACUGUGUGGGAAGAGCUUUCAUAUUUCCACCACAGGAUGUCGCUGUUGCUCACAUUAAUCCUCUUGCUGUUUUUAAAGGUACAUUUGAGUUUUUUAUGUUUUAAAAAUCACUCUGUAUUCUUUAAAAUGAUGCUAAUUGCACUACUGUGUGUGUCAUGUUUACCACCGUUUUUGUCUGCAAUCAAAGGUAAAAAUGAAUGUGAUCUUUCUACAGCUAUAAGAUACUUUUCUUAAAGGUUUGAUUAUUUUUUCAAAUGUGUGAUUUUAAAUGUCUACAGGGGCUGGAUCCCUGUUUCUGGGUAUUUUUAAAGGGAUUACUAAUGUAGCAGUCUAUUGUUUGUUGAAGCUGUUCUUCAACCUCUUUGUGCCUGUUUUCGUUGUCAGUCAGACAAAAAGGAAACAUGCAAAGCUGGUGAUGAAGCCUCUCUCCCAGAUGUGCCAAUCUCCACUUCUGUACAUUUCUUUUAAAUACUCAGAUAUAUAUAUAUAUUUAUCUUUGUGUGUACAAGUUGGUGCACUGUUUUUAAAUGUGUAAAAGUUUUUUUUUUUUAAAUUGAAAAUCACUUGCAGCAAAUGUUUUUGUAUGCAAUGGAAAUAAAUUAAUA
This is a messenger RNA of Cheilinus undulatus (humphead wrasse), 6309 nucleotides long. RefSeq names its product mucin-2. Lineage: Eukaryota; Metazoa; Chordata; Actinopteri; Labriformes; Labridae. The record is from RefSeq and is a predicted model, not a curated record. The transcript has 14 exons. Bases 119 to 5485 code for a protein of 1788 amino acids. Gene Ontology annotation, biological process: cell-cell junction assembly.